CCCCUACUGCCACUGAUGCCUAUUUCCCCAGCUUGGUAUCGCUGGCUUACUGAUCGUGUUGUGGCCACUUGGUUUACACUUCCAGUGGCACAAAACCAACUGGAUGACCCUGGAUCAGCCUCUUUACCUCUCAGCCAUAGGAAUGAGGCAGUGGCAAACCACUUAUGAAAAUUUUUGCCAAGAAAACUGCAGGGACUUGUGCGGGCAGUCUCUGAAAAGCAGACAUGAUUGAAUGGAUUGGGUUUUUUUUAAUGCAAGCAUUAAUCUAAUAGUAAAACUUUUAAUGUGUAGCUUGAGAUAAAUCAAUAUUUGUUAAAACAUGGUUUUAUAUAAACACAACUCUUCUCUUCAUAAGGGUAGGAUUUAUUUGUCUCCUUAAGUAAUAAUAGCAUUUAGAAGACUCAACAAUAUGCAAUUUCUGUCAUUUCAAAAUGGAUUCUAAAUGUCUGAUACUUCGAAUGUACAUUAGAUACUUCUGGAUUCCAUUUUAUUUGUUUAUCUCACUGUUGCCUAAAAGCCUGCAAAGUAUUUUAACAUAUGUCCCACCUUUAAUGUCACUAGCGUUUUCCAGUAGAAUCAAUGGAGGGGUUACGCGUGGGUUUUGUCACAGCCUGAUUGGUCCAUAGACUGGGAAAUUUCUUUAAUAUUCCUUCUUUCCCAUUGGCUCCCAGUUUCCUCUCAGUCUUUUGGUCCAAGCACUACUUUGGCUCUUAGAUAGGAAAAUUACUGUGAAUUAAUUGUAAUUGAUUAAUUGAUUUGAUUGAUUUGAUUUUCUAAAUUCUAAAUUACCUCAGCUUCGGCCUUAGGGCAGUCAUUUCUGCCUCACGCAGCUUAGGAGAGCCCUUCGGGGCACCGCCCUCUUACUCUGUGGGCCAGGAGUCCUGUCUGAUCUCUGGUCCAGCAUGGGUGACGGGUUUCGAAGCGCAGCUUCCGGGAGCUUGGUGCAAGCCAAGUUUUUCAGCUGCAUAAUUUAAAAGGGAAACCGCGACUUUUUUUCUGGCGCUGAGAGCCUCCUCGGAGCGCACGGAAAUUCCCCCAUCACACUGUCCUUCUCUAGCUCCUCGUGAUCGCUGCCUUCUGCCGCGCCUUCCAGAUCAUCAGGGAGUGCAGCGAUUAAAAAGAAGAGCCGCGGCACUUAAAAGGCAAUCUGCGGCCGUUCCAAACCACUCGGCAGCGCGAUCGGAAGCUCCGGCGGCCAUUUUGAAAUGCGCCACGUUGAGGCCAUUCGCAGAACCGCCUGGUCGCCCUCAGUCGUGGUCACUAAUCAAGGCCAGCAGGACAUUGAACUGAACGCAGAUCCACAGCUCCCAUAGGCCAAGCUACUGGUGGAACCUACAGUGGCCUUAGAAUCCGGACACGUGAGUGUUACAAUGGCAGCAAGAUCUGAGCCUCCCCAGGCCCCACCAGAGGCCCAUAAAGGAGGCAGGGAAGACCAAUUAGAUAGGCCAAGAACCAGGGCCGCGGCCUCCAAGUCCAUGGCUGAUCAACGCCCUUCCAGGGCCGCAACAAGUGAUGAACUUAGAAGACAGAGGGCUCUGGAGAAAACCAUUGCCAGAGCAGAAAAGCAGGCCCAGAUCACUAGGCCCAACUCGGCCAGCAGAUCCAGAUCUCCUAUCAGGCCCUCAUCCAUCCUUUUGGGCUCUCCCCCCAGAGGUUUCAGCCUUUCUUCCCCUUCAGUCUCCCCUACUAGAUCCCAUAGGUAUUCCAGGCAGGGAGUUUCCCCUUCCUCUUCUAUCUCCCCAAGAGCCAUUGUGGGUGGGGAUGCGGACCCCUUGGAGGGACCUUCUAGGUCUUACCAUACCUCUGCAGGGUUAGCCGCCAUUACCAGGUCCAUUGCAGGAGGACCUUGAAAACUAGAUCUUCUGCCUAAAAGUAUUAAAAGAUUCAUUUCUUUGGCCAUCUCACGGGGCAUUCCCAGUAUGUCCCAGAGAGAUAGAGCUCCUCAAUCUGGCAGGGCCCCGGGGGUUUAUAGGCAACAGCAUCUCAGGCCCCCAUCCCCCUCCAUGGUCAGCGAAGUUUCCAUUUUUGGGAAGGACAAUCAUUACGACAUGGGUUUCUCAGAAGACAAGGAUUCGGUUCCUCCUGAUCCCCCCCGCCUUUCCGGGUCUGUUUCCACCAGUCAUGUUUAAAAUGCUGUUACACAAAGCCAGGAAAACCACUAAGAUCGGAACUAGGGAUCCAACGGUCCCUCAACCUAGGGACCCCAAUCUGGCUAUGUUUUCUAACACUGCGAUGAACAAGGAGAAGAUUCCUGCUCCCCCCCCCCUGUUUCUUGAGGUAGUAAAGAAGCAGUGGAUCCGUCCGUCCUACCUUUUCCAACCUAGGCAGCAGCGAUCGCCGCUUCUACAAUGUAGAGCAGGCCUUUGCUCAGGCUCUGCAAUUGCCAGCAAUGAUACCCCAGUAGCAGCUCUGGUUUCUUCCUCCUCUGUAGCUUCUAGGGAUUCAGCUAAUAAGAUGAAGCCGGAGGACAAGCAUGCGGAACUUGCCUUGAGCAAGAACCUUAACGCAUCCGCCUGGGCAAUCAAAUCAGCGGCGGCUUCUUACUUUAACUGCACGACUGUUAUGUGGCUCCGUCAACUCCAGUAUUCCGAUCCAGGAUGAGCGGCUGCAUCAAGACAUAACUAAAAUCAUAGCGGCCUCUCAAUUUUUGGCCGACGCAACCCUGGACGCCGUUAAAUUUGCCUCCAGUGCUGUAGCCGCGUUGGUAACCUCCUGGUGCUUGUUGUGGUUCUACACUUGGCAGAUAGACAACAAGGCCAAAUGGAAUUUGGUGGUGGCCCCUUACACAGGCGCUAAUCUUUUUGGGGAAGCAUUAGAUCCCAUCUUAAUAGAGAACAAGGAUAAGAAAAAGGUCCUUCCCUCCUAUGCUAAAAAGUCAGACUCUCACCCUCCUCCAUAUUGUAGACCCUCUUACAGGGCCCCCGAGCACGACCACCAGCAGAAAUACAAUUCCUUUAGGUUAGACAGACAGUUCCAACACCCAUCUUACCAGCACUGUAGCAGGUACCAGGUUCAGUCCAUGCGGCCCUGGGAGCUGAACAGAGUAACAGUGACAACGGACAUGAGUUUGUUCGGUUGGGGUGCCUUGAUGGACUCCAGGCUGGCGCAGGGUCGUUGGACUGCUUCAGAUCUCCGCCACAACAUUAAUUGGCUGGAGCUGAAGGCAGCUCGCGUGGCCCUCCAACACUUCAAGGACUUGCUUGUAGGAUGUCAUGUGCUUCCCUGACAGACAAUGUAGCCACAAAGGCCCACAUAAACCGUCAGGGGGGUACCCACUCCCGGGCUCUCUGGCUAGAGGCCCUGAAGAUCGGUUCAUGGGCAAAGAGAUACUUGUCAUCACUGGUGUCAACACAUAUCGGGCACAUCCAACCAUCAGGCCAACUGACUGAGCCAAGCAACCCUCGACAACGGCGAGUGGCAACUCCUACCCAAGUUGUUCCAGAAGAUCUGCUGGAGGUUUUGCACCCUGCGGGGGGACUUGUUUGCUACCCCAGCAAACUUUCAACUGUCGAGAUUCUUCUCCUGCUUCCAGAAUUGAACCGCGAACGGCACAGACUCAGGAGCAGAUGGCCGCCAGGCCUUCUUUAUGCCUUUCCCCCUAUCCCCCUUAUCCCGGGGACCCUCAGUAAGGUAGUGACAGAGAGGGUGUACGUCAUCAUGCUGGCCCCUAUUUUCCCAGGAAGCCCUGGUUUGCGGACCUAGUCCAACUAUCAGUCUCCCCUCCAUGGAGGAUUCCUCGAGAGGAGAUUGUCUUGUGCCAAGGGGUCCUGAUCCACCCGGAGCCUCAGUGGCUCCACUUGACCACUUAGCAUUUGAGUGGCGACUCCUAAGGAAUGCUAACCUAUCCUCCAAGUUCAUAGCAACCAUUGAGGCCUCGAGACAUCCAUCGGCCACUCGGAUCUACAACUCCACGUGAUCGGUGUUCGUUAGGUGGUGUACAUCGCUAGGUAUCAGCCCCACCGGAGCCUCAGUGGCCCAGAUUCUCAAGUUCCUACAGAAGGGGCUAGAUGGAGGCCUCUCCCAUAACACCCUACAUCGCCAGGUGGUGGCUUUGUCCUCCAUUCUUGGGGGGGGGUGUCCCUCCACCCUCUCUCACCUCCCUUUGAUUAAACGGUUCCUAAAGGGGGUGGAAAACCUCAGGCCUCCCCCAAUACAUAGAUUUCCAACCUGGGACCUGCCCCUUGUCCUCAAAGCACUGAGAGUAGUACCAUUUGAAUCCCUUCGAAUGCUCCACCUUAGAUUACUUUCCCUCAAGGUGGCUUUCCUAGUCGCAGUGACGUCAUCCAGGUGUAUUUCGGAACUGGGCACCCUGUCGUCUAGGGAUGAUUUUUGCCAAUUCCAUCAAGAUAGGGUGGUCCUUCGUCUGGAUCCUACAUUUCUCCCGAAAGUGAACACUCCAUUCCACAGGGCACAAGAGAUCAUUUUGCCUAAUUUUUGUCUGGCCCCUUCCCACAAAAGGGAGCAUCUCUGGCACCGACUGGAUGUCCGCCGCACCUUGCGUAUCUAUCUCAGGCGAACGUCGGGGGUACACAGAUCAGAGGCUCUCUUUGUCUCUUUUCAGCCCGGGUCUUUAGGAGCCAGGAUGUCCUCAGCCACCAUUGGCAGGUGGCUGCGGCAGGCCAUAGCGACAGCUUAUGAGGCAUCUGGUCAGGCUCCCUCGGCAGGGAUCACGGUCCAUUCCACCUGAAUGUCAGCACUGAAUGCUGAGUGUCGCAGCAUGGGCUACCAGGGCCCCAUUCAAGGACAUUUGCCAGGUGGCCGCUUGGUCGUCCAUGACCCCUUUCAUCCGUCACUACCGACUGGAUGCAUUCACCUCCUUGGAGGCGUCCUUUGGUCGCAGGGUCCUACAGCGGGUGGCAGCCGCCUCUCACCUGGGUCCUAGUUUCCCUCCCCGGGACUAAGCUUGGAUAUGUCUCACGCGUAACCCCUCCCUCGAUUCUACUAGAAAAAGAAUGUUGGUCUUACCUGAACGUGUCUUUUCAGUAGAAUAGAGGGAGGGGUUACGACCCGCCCUAGUUAAGUAUAGAGAUAGGCCAGUGGGAGGGCUGGGAGGUCCCUUGGUGUUCUUGUGUUUUUACAGGUGUGGUCCAUCGACAUCGUGGAAACUGGGAGCCAGUGGGAAAGGAGGAAUAUUAAAGAAAUUUCCCUCAGUCUAUGGACCAAUCAGGCUGUGACAAAACACACGCAUAACCCCUCCCUUUAUUCUACUGAAAAGACACGUUCAGGCCCUGCUGGAGAUAGUGUUUGGGUCAAAAGUAGUCAUAACAGGUGAUGGAUUCAUCCCCGGAGAAAGAAGUGUCAUAAUCAUGAAUCAUCGAACACGAAUGGAUUGGAUGUUUUUAUGGAGUUGUUUGCUGAGAUAUAGCUACCUCCGACUUGAAAAAAUCUGCCUCAAAUCUAGUCUCAAAGUCAUUCCGGGAUUUGGUUGGGCCAUGCAGGUUGCUGCCUUCAUUUUCAUUCAGAGGAAAUGGGAAGAAGACAAACAUCAUUUUGGAAAUAUGCUGGAUUAUUUUUGUGAUAUCCAUGAACCCCUACAGCUCCUCAUCUUUCCUGAAGGAACUGAUCUCACAGAUGAAACUAAAGCCCGCAGUGAUAAAUUUGCUGAAAAAAAUGGACUUCAGAAGUAUGAAUAUGUCUUGCACCCAAGAACUACAGGCUUCACUUUUAUAGUGGAUCAUUUAAGAGAUGGUAAUAACCUUGAUGCUGUUCAUGACAUAACAGUGGCAUAUCCUCAAAACAUUCCACAAACUGAGAAACAUCUUCUGUGUGGAAAUUUUCCCAAGGAAAUUCAUUUUCACAUCUGUAGAUACUCUGUAGAAUCCCUGCCAACCUCUCCGGAAGACUUGCAACUCUGGUGUCAGAAGCGCUGGGAAGAAAAAGAAGAACGGCUGCGCCAGUUCUAUGAAGGCAAAAAAUACUUUGAUGUGUCAGGGAGAAGCAAAAUCCCACCCUGUAAAUCUGAGCUCAGAGUCUUGGUUGUUAAGUGCAUUUCCCUCUUGUAUUGGACAUUUUUCACACUCUUUUCGAUUGCACUGUUAUACAUGUACAACUUUGUACGAUGGUAUUUUGUGGUUGUAGUUGUCAUUUUCUCUGUGCAAGAAAAGCUGUUUGGUGGACUUGAAUUAAUAGAACUUGCAUGUCAUCAAUUUUUUAAUAGACGCAGGUUACCCAAUGUAAACAGAUAUUAAAUUUAACUGGUGUAUGUACUGUUUGGAUGGGUGUUGUUUGUGAGCACUUUUCAGAUGUGCCAUAAAUUUUUCAUAGUGGAAGGAGGUUUUGCAUGAGAAUUAAUUUUUCUUAAUGCUGUUUUGGUUAAUGCACUGUACUCUUCUUGUAAAGGACAAAAGUUCAUAUUGAAUUUUUAAUUUUUGAAUGUAUCAAUGUUCCUCUCGUAGCUAGCCUCUGCAACCACGCUGGAAAAGCAUUUGCUGACCAAUCAAAGUUUAUAUCCAUUGAAUUGUUUAAAUACAUAGCUCUAAAUUGCUGGGCAAACUAGGGAGCUAAAAGUUAUGGACUGUGAUUCUUACAGUGCCUUGCUAUAAAUAAUGUAUGAGAUUUGAAAGUCCCAAGUUAUUACACAAUUAAUAGUUGACUAUCUUCAUUUCUCUACCAUUAUAUAUAGAGUUAAAUAGCUGAUGCAAUUAUUGUCAUCAAAAUCAAUAAAUAUUUUGAUCUAUUGAAAGAAAAAACAAAACGGAUAAAUGAAGAUAGUCAGUUUUGAACUAUUAAAACUUAUUAUAUUUGGGGGUGGGGGGAAUCCAAAAGUCAAUAAGGCUUACCUCUAAGUAAAGGUGCUAGUAAAGGUAACUGAGCUGGACCCCACUGUCCUUUUGCAAGUCCUAAAUCAUCUUCAGGAUUCCAUUCCUGUGAAUUGUUUGUCAUAUGGUGAAAUCGUAGUCCAUCUCCAAUUCAGGUUUAAGCUACCCUGCAAACCUAACCGCUAAAUGCUUAGACAAAGCAACGUGAAACUGGAUGAAGUAUAGAAAUUCAUUUUCCCUUUGUAUGAAAAUAGAAAUAAUGUUUAAAAUUUCCCCAUUGGAUUAUUACUCUAAGAAACAUUAAGGUUUUUCUAUUAACGUUUGUCUUCUUUCUCAAAAUCUGAAUUAGGAGAAUACUUUUAGCAUGAAAACUGAAGAACGUUUGUGAAAUCAGUCCAUGCUUGACCAUAAGCAGCCCCCCUCCCCCCCCCCAGCUUCUACUCCAUGUAAUGAAUUAGAUUUUUUUUUUUUUUUCAAAUUUCCUAAUUGGACCCUCUUUUCUUUUUAUGGCUGAACAUCUUCCCUCCUUUUUUUUUAAUGGAAUUACGGUGAAAUCUUGAACUGGCUGCACUUCACUCAUCUUUUACACUUAACACAGCAGGCCAAGAGAUUUCUCUGAAUUUUAAUAAUACCAGAGCGAUAAGCUAUAUGUUCAACAUAUUAAAUGUCAUAGCUAUUUCCACAUCUUUUUCAAUCCCCAUCGCCCCUAUAGUAAGUUUUCACACAACCAUUUUAUAAAUAAAUUGUAUUAAGAGCUGCUGGCAUAUGAAAGGUCUGUAAACUGGUCUUAGAUUACCAAUGUUAUCAAAAUGUCAAUGUUUUAGCCAUAAAAUAUAUUUACUCUAGAGCAACAAUAAAGAAUUUAAAACGCAAA
Molecule: messenger RNA, 7632 nt
Organism: Thamnophis elegans (Western terrestrial garter snake)
Lineage: Eukaryota; Metazoa; Chordata; Lepidosauria; Squamata; Natricidae
Gene: LCLAT1
Product: lysocardiolipin acyltransferase 1
Exons: 6
Coding region: 5307-6188 (293 amino acids)
Cellular component (GO): endomembrane system
Molecular function (GO): acyltransferase activity
Source: RefSeq, a predicted model, not a curated record